Molecule: messenger RNA, 840 nt
Organism: Trypanosoma brucei brucei TREU927
Lineage: Eukaryota; Euglenozoa; Kinetoplastea; Trypanosomatida; Trypanosomatidae
Exons: 1
Coding region: 1-840 (279 amino acids)
Biological process (GO): ubiquitin-dependent protein catabolic process
Cellular component (GO): nucleus; proteasome regulatory particle, lid subcomplex; cytoplasm
Molecular function (GO): proteasome binding; ubiquitin binding; endopeptidase activator activity
Source: RefSeq, a predicted model, not a curated record
AUGGCUUCUGCAGACUCCAAAGCAGUCUUGUUAUCUUCUCAACCAGGCGCAACUGCCUACAGCAGUACGGUGGUUGUAAAGGUCCAGGCAGGCAGAAUGAUCUUACAAGAUGGAAUUGUGCGGCCGUUACUGGGGAGUGGAUUUUUAUUCCUCUUACGCGAAGGACUGCUACAGGACACUGUGUUGACGUGGGUUUCUUCUGAUGGUGAGGAACAAUGCCGCGUUACACUACCUCCCGGUAGGGUCAAGGUUAGUUGGGUAGAAAAAUGCAGACCGUCAAGGGUUUUGCUCUUUGAUAUAGAUAACGGCAAGCAGCCCUUGUUCUUCUGGAUGCAGUCACGUUCUGAUGAGCUUGACGAGCCGGUUAUGCAUAGGAUACAACACGCGAUUGAACGCAACCGACAGCAAGCCGUAGCACAACAUGGUAGGAGGGAGAUAAAAAUGGGCACAUUGCAAAAUAUACUGAGCGACUUAUGGUCAGAAGCCUUAGCACAUGAUGUGAACCUUGUGGAUAUACUUGGAUCAGAAAAAUUGCUUAAGGCUCUGCAGGAGGAUCCGGGUUUUUACACCUUGAGGCUCAAAGAUUACCUCCCGCUUGGGGAACUUGACAGCGGGGUGCCGUUGGACCUUAAGAAGCUCAUGAAUGACCGCCAGGUGCAAUGGACGGCCGAGAUUUUAGGAACCCUCCUCCGACAUGAAACAACGUACUCUCAACUCUCUGCUUCAUUUUUGAACGGUACCAUGUUGUGGGGUGCAAAUGUGACGUCAUUUAUUGUGAGUAUCAUCAACAUAUUUCUCCCGCAAAACGAGCAGCAGCAAAUGGGAGAGAGUGACAACUGA